Solanum stenotomum is the source of this 1398-nucleotide messenger RNA. RefSeq lists its product as uncharacterized. The record is from RefSeq and is a predicted model, not a curated record. The transcript is spliced from 3 exons. NCBI's taxonomy places the organism in Eukaryota, Viridiplantae, Streptophyta, Magnoliopsida, Solanales, Solanaceae. Bases 736 to 1398 code for a protein of 220 amino acids.
GUGCUGCUUUACUUCAAUGGACGAUGGGAUCCUAGCAACAAAUAUACUAAUUACGUGGCAGAUGGUGUGUUGAUAAAUACGGAAUCAAACUUUGCCACCCUCGUUUCUAUAAUUGCUACUCAAUUGUCAAUAGACACAUCAACAAGUAAAGUUGAAAUCAGAUAUAAAAUUGAUGAAAGGUCUCCUCCAAUUCAAAUUCAUAAUGAUAUGGGGGUAAAAGUAUAUGUUGAAACCAAAAAGGAACAUCGAGAUAUGGCAAAAUACUCUUUGUGUGUCACAACAACUGAACCAGUCAACUUGGAGACUAAUUCUACACUCAUUCCACUAUUAUGUUCAGACACUUCAGAAGAUAUGAGGGUUAUACACAAUUCAUACUUCUCUAAUACAUUUAAUGGUAUUGGUGAGGCAAUAGGGUUAAUUGGCUUUGGAUCAUGUGAGGAAGUUGAUGAGCUAGAAGAAUUAGCACCAGGCAUCAUUGUUAAUCCCAAUCACUCUUUAUUUGAGAAAGAUCAAGUGUAUAAGAAUAAAUAUGUCCUCACCAGUGCACUAAAAAGACAUUCCAUUCUUAAGCAUUUUCAAUUCAAGACAACAAGAUCAAGCUCAAUCAGGUAAUUUGAAAUCUCAAACUUUAAAUUAUUGAUUGUAUAUUAAUUUUUUUUCAACAGCUAUUCGAUACAGUGCUUAGGUGAAAACUGUAGUUGGAGUUUACGAGCUUCAAGCUUGAACAAAUCUCAAAUGUUCAAGAUUAGAGAAUUUGAAAGUGAACACACAUGUUUGUUGCUACAUAAUUCAUUAUCGGAAAGGCAAGCAACUAAGAGUGUUGCUGGGAGUAUUAUUGUCAGUAAAUGUGCUGAACCAGAUGUUAUUUACACACCAAAAGAUAUACAACGUGACAUGUUAGUUGAAUAUGGUAUGCGACUCACAUAUAUGCAAGCAUGGAGAGCUAAAGAAGCAGCUCUUGAAUUAGUCCGGGGUGAUCCAAUUCAAUCAUAUGCAAAGUUGCCAAGCUACUUUCACAUACUAGAGGCAACUUACCCUGGUUCCCAUAUAAGAUUGCACAAAUCAGAGGAUGACCGUUUUCUAUAUGCGUUUGUAGCUUUGUUCACCUCGAUAAAAGGAUGGGAAUAUUGUAGACCAAUUGUAGUUGUUGAUGGAACUUUCUUAAAAGGAGCAUACAAAGGGACACUACUAGCCGCUAAUACCUUAGAUGCAGCAGGGAGUAUACUGCCACUUGCUUAUGCCAUUGUUGAUUCAGAGAAUGAUGCAUCUUGGAGGUGGUUUUUUGAGCAAUUCAGAGACGCAUUCGGUCAAAGAUUAGAGAUGUGUAUCGUUUCCGAUAGGCAUGCAAGCAUUAUUAAGGCAGCUUCGAGAGUCUAUGAUGAAAUGACAAUCCCUUAA